This is a messenger RNA of Mytilus californianus (California mussel), 870 nucleotides long. Its product is annotated as centromere protein S-like. Bases 152 to 580 code for a protein of 142 amino acids. The record is from RefSeq and is a predicted model, not a curated record. The transcript is spliced from 4 exons. Gene Ontology annotation, biological process: replication fork processing; resolution of meiotic recombination intermediates. Gene Ontology annotation, molecular function: chromatin binding; protein heterodimerization activity. Gene Ontology annotation, cellular component: Fanconi anaemia nuclear complex; FANCM-MHF complex. Lineage: Eukaryota; Metazoa; Mollusca; Bivalvia; Mytilida; Mytilidae.
GAAACGAAGAUCUUUACAGAUCUAUAGGUUACUUGAUUUACCCGCAAUAAUUGAAACGAAAAUGAAUCAUUUUACGAAAAGAUUAUGAAACCAGGAAGAUAUAUAGUUAGAUAUACUGUUCCCAGAUAAAACUAAGCAUAUUACAGACUGUAUGAGUUCGAUGAAAAUGGCAGACAACAACACAGAUGAUGAUUACGAAAGUCUUCAAUAUCAGCAGAGAUUAAAAGCAGCACUCCAUUAUACUACAAUGAAGAUAUGCCAACAGCAGUCCUCAGAGUUAGAUGUCGUCUGCACAAAACAGUUGGUAGCCUCAAUAUCAGAAACAGCAUGGAGACAAUGUCAAAAGUUUGCAGAAGAUAUGGAGAUGUUUACAAAGCAUGCCAAAAGGACAACAGUAAAUGCAGACGACAUCAAAAUGCUAACAAGAAGGUCGGGGUCUCUACAUAAAUAUAUAAGUGGUGUCCAUGAGAAAUUAAAUGAAAAUAAACAAGAUGGUAAAAAACAGAAAAAGAGUAAGAAGAAAGCUGGUACAUCAUCAACAACUGUCACUAUGGAAACAGAUGAAGAAUCAAACAUGUGAUUUGCCAAAGAUAUUAUAUAUAAGACUAGAGAGUCAAAUGCAAAAGCAUCAUUUAAACUAUGAAUGAGAUGCACAAAGAGACUGCUUUCUGGUCCAUAAAUGAUCUGACUAAACUGUGUUUGAAUUUACAUAUGCAAUAACUGUUUUAUGAUAAAUAUGUCAGUUUCGUAUGGAAACGAAACUCAGCUUUCCGGUCCAAAACUGAUCUGACUAUACUGUGUUUGAAUUUACAUAUGAAAUAACUGUUUUAUGAUUAAUUUACAUUUAUAAGUUUCAUAAGUACGGCAUAU